Molecule: messenger RNA, 3938 nt
Organism: Culicoides brevitarsis
Lineage: Eukaryota; Metazoa; Arthropoda; Insecta; Diptera; Ceratopogonidae
Product: nuclear pore complex protein DDB_G0274915
Exons: 4
Coding region: 170-3805 (1211 amino acids)
Source: RefSeq, a predicted model, not a curated record
AACAGAGCCGCAAAUUUCUCUAUUUUUACGAUUUAAAGGAAAUAUUUAUCAACUUUUUACAUUAAAAACUAUUAAAAGAUCAUUAAUAGACGUGAAAGAAUUCAAGAAAAAUCGAAGACAUCAAAGAAAUCACCCAAAAAACCAACAAUUUUUAAUUUCCCGCAAAAGCAUGGAAAAGCGACGAAGCAGCAUCAACUCGUCUUUGAACAUCAGCGAGAGUCUUGUUGCUCCUCAAGCGAAUUCCACACGGAUUGUUAGCAACUUCAUCGGGUCAUCACAGAAGACGGGAGUCAAAAGAAAACCAACUUCGCCACUCAGCAGCCGAAAUGCCAUGUCAAAAACUAGUUUAGGGACCAUUUGUUACAACAGAUCACUGGAUCCACAAACUUACUCGGAUAUCACUAGUCAAGGCCUUACUUCUCGCCUGGUUCGGUAUGGCGGCAACGUUCAAACGACAGAAACCAACAAACCGAGUCCCCUGCGUUCGGCGUACCUCAAAAAAAGUGCAUUUCCCAUGAUAAAAUUGAAAAAAGAUGGCAACAAACCGUCAGCACAGCGCAGCCAGUCGUUAAGUUGCGUUCGAAUCGCUCCGCCAGAAAAAGUUACCUUUCAACCGAAUGCCCGAUCGAGUAUUUUACGCUCGGGAUCGAUGAUUGCGAUGCCGAAUCUCGGUGGCAUGAGUCGUCGUGACAACGAACCGCUAAAUCCGGCAAGUAACGAGCACGGAAGUAAUCCAACGCGCAGCGUUUUGGACGAAUUGCAGGAAAUUUCGCGAAAACGCAUCAAUAAUGAAGAGUUAGAUACGGAACGGAUCAAGAAACAAUGCAAAAACAUCACAGAAGUUGACGGCACAACGACGUACCAGAACAAUACCUUGUCAGAUUUCAGCGGAACCAUGUCGGAUUUGGUGUAUCGCAGUCCAAUAAUGCAAAAACGCACGCGGGAAGGACAACCCGGGCAGACGAGUCCAUCAAGUGCGGAACUGGAGAAGCAAAAAAAGCGUCUUUGCACGAAAAAUAACGAAGUUGCGAGCAGUUUGAGUUCCAGCAUUAGUCUAGCGACGCCGAAAAGACAAGUGAACGAGCUAAAUACGCGAAAAGGACUCGAUUUGAACAAGGAACCGCCAGAGGAGACACCCGUAAAUGUCGCAACACAACAAAUUCCGACCAGAAGUGGCGUCAUUAAGGAAGUGCCACAGUCGAAUUUGGUCGUUCAAGUGCCCGUGCUUCGAAAAGAACCAAAACCAGUUAAAAAUGACGUCCCUACAGCUCCGAAAUUGACUCUUUUUAACAAGAAAUACGACGAUAUGGGAGUCAAAGAUGCAGAUUUGGAAGAAACGACCGAGAAAAAAAGUCGUUUUGUGAAGCCAAAAGCUUCGGACGAGGAUUUAGACAUCAAAAGUGUUAAAAAAGUGGAACAAUCAAAGUUGGCUGUGCUUUUAAAAUGUCUCGCUGGAGAACUAGAUGAUGAUCCCGCUGAAGACGCAGUCGAUAGUUCGAAAAAAGAAGAACCUAAAACCGAAACUCCAGCUAAAAUUGAACUAAAAAUGCCAGAAGCUCCAAAAGUAACCGCUCCCGUGAUUGAAAUUCCAUCGCAACCAUUAAAACUUCCCGAAAUUAAACCUCUUGAGACGAAAAAACCCGAAGAAAAUACUCAAAAGAACGAAAAACCAGCAGUUUCGUUCAAUCUCAACACCGAACCAGCGAAAUCUGUGGCGCCAUUGAUUCAACCGACAACCGCAAGUAAGCCAAGUUUCACUUUUGGAUCAACUCCAGCAGCAACAACGGCUUCUUCAUCACCUUCAGCGAGCAAUCCAGUUGUUACAAGCACAAUUUCCGGCAUUACGAGCUUGCCUUCGUUGGUGGUGCCAUCAUCAACUGCAGCAACAACGAAAGCGGAGACAAAUUCGAAUACGUCGUUCAUGUUUGGAAAUAUCUCGAACACGGAAUCUUUGCCGAAACCGUUGAUUUCAGCACCAACAAGUGCCUUUACAGCAACUUCAGCACCAAGUUCGACGCCAGCUUUUAGUUUUGGAUCGAAUGCGACACCAGCAGCAAGUGUUUCGACGGCUCCUUCGACAACAAGUGGCAGUCAACCAAGUCAAACGAGCAAACCGUCAUUCGUUUUUGGGGCAAGUAGUGCUGGAAAUAACGAAUCAAAGCCUGCAUUGCCGACAUUUGGAGCGAUUGCGUCAACAAAUUCAACAUCAAUUCCAUCCUCAACGACCGCUGUGGCCUCCCCAUUCGGCGCUUCAUCAACUCCUUCGAGUACUUUCAACUUUGGGGCACCAAAAACUUCAACAGCUGCUCCAUCACAGCCUUCUGCGAUACCAUCUUUAGGCUCUGUUUCCGCAUUUAAACUGCCAGAAACACAACCAGCGAGUCAAGCAGCUCCAGUUUUCGGCCAAUCAACUCAACCUUCAACAACUUCUUCAGUUUUUGGCUCUUCAACGACUCCUGCUUCGACCACAAAUUCAGUUUUUGGUUCUUCAACGACUCCUGCAUCGACCACAAAUUCCGUUUUUGGAUCUUCAACGACUCCUGCUUCGACUACAAAUUCUGUUUUUGGCUCUUCAACGACUCCUGCUUCAACGACAAAUCCUGUUUUUGGUUCAUCAAGUGCCAAUUCUGGCACUUUUACAUUCGGGCAACAACCAUCAAAGCCUGCUGAGACGACUUUUGGACAAAAUUCCAUCUUUGGAGCGACAAACAAUCAAUCGAAUACUGCAAGUCAACAACCUUCUGGUGGAUUUUCAUUCAAUGCUGCUCCAAAAACCACUCAACCGAGUGCUCCAGGAGGAUUUUCGUUCAAUGCUUCAACAAAUGCCGCUCCAGCAUCGCAAGAACCCCAAAAACCCUCAGUUUUUAGUCGUUUGGGAGGCGUCGCACCUGCUGCUUCCACACAAAAUGCCUCGUCAGCUGUUUCGCCGAGCAAGAGUUUGUUCACUUUUUCAUCGAGUUCCAAUGCGAAUCAAGAAAAACCGAGCUCAAAUGCUCCUCCAGCGUUCGGAAGUAACAUGACGAAUGUCAGUUCGAUCAGCAACACCAGCAGCAUCUUCGGCGGAAACACGACGAUGAACAGUACCGCUCAAAAUACGACAAUUUUUGGAAAUACCUCAACGGGCGGAAACUUAUUUGGAGCGCAACAGCCACAAAAAGAGUCGACAGGAGGAAUUUUUGGCGGGGCAACGUCAAAUCCGCCAGCAUUUGGUGCAACUUCUACUUUUGGAUCGAAUGUUACGUCGCCAACUGCUCCCUCAACUGGCUUCGGACAAAAAAGUACGUUUAAUUUCGGUGGAUCGACGAAUAAUAACAACGCAACUAACAAUACUCCAUCAAAUUCGAGCGCUCCUUUCACUUUUGGACAAUCAGCAACAUCCGCUCCAGCAGCGACAGACAACAAACCCUUCACUUUCGGAGGUUCAAGUGCUCCUCCAGCAUAUCCCGGCCCCGCCACAAGUCAAGAACCGCCGAAAUUCAACUUUACAGCUCAAGGCGCAGGCACAAAUUCACCUUUCGGGCAAAGUAAUAACAAUACGCCGUCAUUUGGGGGCUCCACGGGUGGCAUAACGCCCAGCCCAGGAGCUUUUAAUUUCACCGCCGGUGCAAAUAACAACAGCGGAAAUGUUUUUGGAAGUGCAAGUUCGGGAGGUUCAACUGCCGGAUCUACGGGAGCUUUUAAUUUCUCGGCAGCAGCUCCAAAUCCAGCAGCGCCACAAGGAGGAUUGUCAUUUAAUAUUGGUACUGGAGGACAAUCGCAGCAAGGAAGACGUCCAAUUCGUACUGCAACGCGUCGAUUGAAGUAAAUUUAAUAUUUUUUUUGGUUUUAUUGGUUUUCUACUUGAAUUACAUCAUUUAUAUUCGACAAACUGUAAAGUUGUAUCGUACAUUUAUAUAAAAAUUAUUGUAAAAUAUUGUGCUUUAUAUAAUAAAAUAUUU